AGUUGUGUUGAAGUCUCUUCGAGCCCAAGAUCUUGAACAUUCUGAGAACACAAACGCUUCUUUCAUCUUUCUCUAUCUCUCUCUCGCUUAGGGUUACCGUUGAGAGAGAGAGUUCUCAAUCUCGGUGACUUAGCCAUGAAUCCGGAACAGAAUCAACGCGAAUGCAUAGUAUGCCGUGAAAAAGAGCCGUCGUUCAUCCACACCGUCAGCAAAACCGGCGUUUUCCGGCGACUCUGCACCGAUUGUUUGCUCAAAGAAUAUCGUGACCUCUUUUGCUCUGUUUGUUUCAAUCUCUUCGACAACGCCGUUUCUCCACAAGCUCGUAUCAUCUGCGUCAAUUGCCCUUCAAGCACCCACCUUUCUUGCUCACUUCAGCCGCCGUCUUCCUCCACCGCCGCAUCUUCCUCCUCCUCCGCUCCACCACCAGCUUCUUCCUUCACAUGCCAGCCAUGUUCUAACCCCAAUUUCACAUUCUUCCCCAAAUCUCGUGUCAAUGAUGACGUCCCUGAAGAAACGCCUCUCAGUGCGGAAUCGGCCAUGGCUCUUAUCGCAGCUGCAAAGAUCUCGGUGGCUAAUAUGAAUAACUUGGUGGCUCUGUUAAAAGAUGAAGCUCGUAAGAAGAUCAUAGCAGCUAAAGCGGCCAAGUUGAGAGCUAAAGGUGCAUUGGCGAAUCUUCAGGAUAUUGUUAUUCAAAAGAAUAAAGCCACCGGCAAGAGGAAGGAAGAUGAACGCUGAUUUUCUAAAUCUUGACAGCAAUUUACUGAGAAAGCUGGAGACUUUGAAUUAAGAUACAUUAGGGCUUUUAUUUUGUACAAUGGUGUGUGUAAGACUCAGUGACAUUCAUUCAUAUUAAUGGGUUCCAUCUUCAAUCUUUAAAAGUCUUUGUAUGAUUUCAAGAUUUCGUCUUGUUUUAUGGCUUACUGGUUUGGAGAUUUUCAUGGAACAGAGAAGGUUUGAUAUUUUUAGAGUUCUUUAGCUAGUGAAUUAGGUUAUGAUUGGCACAUAUCGAAGAAAAUGAUAAUACGUUGAUGUUUUGGUUUGGAAGUUGUGAUAAAGCACACAUGGAAGAAUUUAUUGGAAGACUGUUUGAUGAUGAUUCAGAGUUCUCGAGCCAAGAAAUGAUAAUGCGUUGA
Arabidopsis arenosa is the source of this 1133-nucleotide messenger RNA. The record is from the annotation of a GenBank genome assembly. Lineage: Eukaryota; Viridiplantae; Streptophyta; Magnoliopsida; Brassicales; Brassicaceae.